AUGGGGCGGGGUGAUGGAAAGCGGGAGAAUGGGGCGGGUGAUGGAAAGCGGGAGAAUGGGGCGGGGGGUGAUGGAAAGCGGAGAAUGGGGCGGGGUGAUGGAAGCGGGAGAAUGGGGCGGGGUGAUGGAAAGCGGGAGAAUGGGGGCGGGGUGAUGGAAAGCGGAGAAUGGGGGGCGGGAGAAUGGGGCGGGGUGAUGGAAAGCGGAGAAUGGGGCGGGGUGAUGGAAAGCGGGAGAAUGGGGCGGGGUGAUGGAAGGAGGGAGAAUGGGGCGGGGGGUGGGGGAGGGGCGGAUGGAAGGAGGGAGAAUGGGGCGGGUGAUGGAAGCGGGAGAAUGGGGCGGGGUGAUGGAAAGCGGGAGAAUGGGGCGGGGUGA
Messenger RNA from Closterium sp. Naga37s-1, 375 nucleotides. The record is from the annotation of a GenBank genome assembly. NCBI's taxonomy places the organism in Eukaryota, Viridiplantae, Streptophyta, Zygnematophyceae, Desmidiales, Closteriaceae.